CGGAACGGACGUUCGUUUGCUGCGCACCAAAUCUUUUCGGCCCCCAAUGCAAAUGCAAAACGCUUUCGCGGCGUGUGUAGUGCAUUCAAAAUUACCAGUGACUCAAAGGGAUCCGUAGUUUCCUGAGCAGUUCCUCCCAGGAUUCGGAUUGACCAGGUUCCAACGGACAGGGAAGAAAUUCUCGUCUGGGCUGGGUGCAAGGAAAUCAAUCGUUGACGCCGUUCAAAUAAAGGCUGACCGACACUAGAGGGCUUUUAUGUGAUUACUACUAUGAAAUUGGAUGAAAUUGUUGCAUGGUACCAGAAGAAAAUCGGCACCUAUGACAAGCAAGAAUGGGAGAAGACAGUCGAACAGAGGAUUUUGGAUGGCUUCAAUAAUGUCAACUUGAAGAACACAAAGCUGAAGACGGAGCUGAUCGAUGUGGACUUGGUUCGCGGCUCCACCUUUCCUAAAGCCAAGCCCAAGCAGUCACUGCUCACCGUAAUACGUCUGGCUAUUCUGCGCUAUGUCCUGCUGCCGCUCUAUGCCCAGUGGUGGGUCAAGCAGACCACGGCAAAUGCCUUCGGGUUCAUCCUGGUCCUCUACCUCACUCAGCUGUCCAAUUGGGCAAUCUACGUUUUGCACACCAGCCGCGUAGUGCCGUUGGUCUAUGAUAAGCCGCCAAAUGGGACUCUUGUCCAUCCAGAGACUGCGGGAGAUGUCAAUGUCCCCGAUGCGGAUGCGGAUAAACAGACCGAGGAGGAGCAUGUCGACCUGCUCAGCGCCCUGCUCAUCCCGUGCGCCCUAAGCCUGCUGAUCAGCCUUAUCCACUCGCAGAUCGUGGCCACCAACACUGCCACGGGUGCCUCAGGCGGAAGCAGCAAGAAUAAGUUGCGGCGCAUCUCCGCGAGCUGCUUGGGUGACAAGGCCACGACCCGGGAGCACCGAGUUCGGCGCCGCAAGAAGUUUGUGCGCAUUCGCCAGAUGGAAGCCGAUUUGUCACAGGCCAGCAGCAACAUUUCAAUACCAACCAGACGCAGUGCAGCAAGUGGCAUCGAAGUGCUACCCAGACCCGUCACGCCUACAAGCACCUGCGCCGUGGUGCCCGAUCCCAUCCUGCCGACCACGCCGCCCCCCGUCGUUAUCAGGCGAAGCAGCAAUGAGGAGAUAUUUCUUACCACCACUGCCAUCAGCGCACUACCUACAACCCCGGCAACCACUGACGCACGCUACGAUCUCAGUAGGCAGACGGGGGGAGCGGCCCUCGAAAGCCCCAAAAAGCGCAACGUCAACUGGCACACGCCCAUUCAGAUUUACGCCACUUACGAGCGAACCGAGCAGCCAUCCUCUAGUCGGGCUAGCGGCGAAAAUGAAUUGGAAGUGGAUGGAGAAGGGAGUGUGGGAUCCCCCAGGACCGGCUAUCAGUCGCGCCGCAACAUCGGCGAGGACGAUGGCUUUGAGAGUCUGAACGGAAAGAGCUCAAGCGGCGAGGACAACAACCACUCUCCUUUGCCAAAUGCGGGGGCGGUUGCCGUGCCUCCAGUUCCUGCCCAGACCAAUCAGUUGCGCCUGCGUCUGAACACGGCAAACAGCAACUCCAACACUGCUCCUCCGCCGGAAAAGAAAGCGCAAUCGCGCGGCAAUGAGUCUACAACUAGUUGCGCCGAGUCGGACGAGUGUGAUGAUGCGGACAUCAUAUCCAGUCCUGCUUCGGCCUGCAACCAGGAGUGCACCACCUCUGCCACCGACUGGCUGGGGGUGACAACGAACAGCGAGGACUGCAGCUACACCUCUGAUCUGGACCACUCCGGCGGCGGUUUGAAGCACACGGCCUGCAGCGAUGAGGACCCUGCCGAGCUGGAUAUCACACCAACUACCAUACUAAACCCACACAGCAGCCUGGACCGAAUUAGCUGUACCAUUUGGGAUCAGCGCGACGCCAAAAAAGCGCAGCUUUCCGUGCUGGAAAUAGCAUCUUGCAUAAUUGAACGGGUGGACUCGAUGGGCGAGGCCAACGACUACAUCUACAUAGGCGUGGUCUUCUCUUUCCUGCUCACUUUAAUCCCCAUCUUCUGUCGACUAUGCGAGGUUACACUCGGGAGCGACGCGGAGAAGGCCAGUGAGAUUAGCUACCUUUACAUGCCGCAGCUCUUGUGGGAGAAGUCGUCGGCAUCGUUUUUUACUCUGCUGGGCUUUGCCUUCGGCGAUACUCAGUGGGAACGCACCGUCCUGGCUCUGGGCUUUGUGCAGCGCCUUUGCCUGACCCUCAUCCUGUUUAUCAUAUUCGCCGUUGCAGAACGCACCUUCAAGCAGCGCUUUCUUUACGCCAAACUCUUCUCCCAUCUCACGUCGUCACGUCGGGCUCGCAAGUCAAACCUUCCUCACUUUCGCCUGAACAAGGUGCGCAACAUCAAGACCUGGCUAAGCGUACGAUCUUAUCUGAAGAAACGCGGACCCCAGCGAUCGGUGGACAUCAUCGUUUCCGCCGCCUUCAUAGUGACCCUGCUGCUCUUGGCUUUCCUAAGCGUUGAGUGGCUGAAGGACUCUGUGCACCUUCACACGCAUCUUACGCUGGAGGCCCUAAUGUGGUCGAUCACAAUCGGGAUUUUCUUGCUGCGCUUCAUGACCCUGGGCCAAAAGAUCCAGCACAAGUACCGCAGCGUGUCGGUGCUGAUUACUGAACAAAUCAACCUGUAUCUGCAGAUCGAGCAGAAGCCCAAGAAGAAAGAUGAGCUGAUGGUGUCAAACAGCGUGCUAAAGCUGGCCGCCGAUCUGCUAAAGGAACUCGAAACGCCAUUCAAGAUCUCUGGCCUCAGUGCCAACCCAUAUCUAUUCACAACCAUCAAGGUUGUCAUCCUGUCGGCCCUCUCGGGCGUGCUUAGCGAGGUUUUGGGCUUCAAGCUGAAGCUCCACAAAAUUAAGAUUAAGUGAAUCAUGCAAGGCCCAGAUCCAUCAUAUUUUUGUAGUACAACUUUUUCGAAACGCUUUAAGAGAAAUCUACAACUACAUCUAACUCUAAAUUAGUUUAGUUAAUAAAUUUAAGCGAGCCAAUGUUUAUGCUUGUCAAGUGAUUGUUUAUCUCUGUUAACAAGCCCACUACUGACUACGUAAAUCAAUAUAAAUUAGUAUUUACCACCUACCUUCUAGAGCGACCUGCACAAUCACAAAUCAUGUUAAUUCAAAUUGUGUAAUGAUCGUAUUUAAAGUUCAUAGAACUUUUAGCAUAAAAGCAAUGCACCUUUCGUAGUUGGCUGAUUAUUCUGUUACACAGUCUCAAUUUCAAUUCCUAAAGCGGUCUCAGUAGAGUGUUGCAAUUAAUAAAUGUUAGCAAACCAUAUCAA
Drosophila rhopaloa is the source of this 3320-nucleotide messenger RNA. It is a transcript of the gene phtf, whose product is annotated as protein phtf. The record is from RefSeq and is a predicted model, not a curated record. The coding region runs from base 271 to 2910 and encodes 879 amino acids. The transcript has 8 exons. Lineage: Eukaryota; Metazoa; Arthropoda; Insecta; Diptera; Drosophilidae. Gene Ontology annotation, cellular component: endoplasmic reticulum.